AUGUUUGACAGUUGCUGUAAAAAACUGAAAUGCAAGCUUCCGAAUUCUCAACAAGACAACCAGAAAAAUGAAAGGUAA
Molecule: messenger RNA, 78 nt
Organism: Spirodela intermedia
Lineage: Eukaryota; Viridiplantae; Streptophyta; Magnoliopsida; Alismatales; Araceae
Source: the annotation of a GenBank genome assembly